AUGUCAUCAACAACUCCAGAACAUGAAAAAAUUUCAAAAUCAAGAGCUUUAAACGCGUCUUUGUUGACGCUAAUAUCAAUCAUAGUAUUUAUAGAGUUAAUUUAUCAUGCAAAUUGGAGUAUUAAAGUCUUAUAUAAUCAACCAUUUGGUAAUUACCUAAAUAAUUUGGUUUAUGGAUUAGGUUCAUUUUUAGCAAAUUUUGGAUUAAGUGUUAGAUUAAUGAAAUGGUUGAAUCAAAAAUUAGUAGAGGAUAAAAUAGAGUCAGAUUACAAAAAGUACAUAUAA
This is a messenger RNA of Lodderomyces jiufengensis, 285 nucleotides long. RefSeq lists its product as uncharacterized. The record is from RefSeq and is a predicted model, not a curated record. The transcript has a single exon. The coding region runs from base 1 to 285 and encodes 94 amino acids. Lineage: Eukaryota; Fungi; Ascomycota; Pichiomycetes; Serinales; Debaryomycetaceae.